This is a messenger RNA of Amaranthus tricolor (Joseph's coat), 3808 nucleotides long. RefSeq names its product F-box/LRR-repeat protein At4g14096-like. The transcript is spliced from 3 exons. Bases 2412 to 3044 code for a protein of 210 amino acids. Lineage: Eukaryota; Viridiplantae; Streptophyta; Magnoliopsida; Caryophyllales; Amaranthaceae. The record is from RefSeq and is a predicted model, not a curated record.
AUUUUUGCAUUUAUGUUUAUGAUAUCAUGUUGGCCAUAAUCACAAGUAGCAUGUUGAUGUAACUAGCUAUUAUUAUGAUUAUUUUUUUUGUUGUAGAUUAACUUUAGAUAAAGUCGAAUAAAGUAAAAACUUUAUGACGAUUUUCCACGUAAAUUUUUGACACUCAUUUGUUUGUAGUCUUUUGAGUUUUUUUAAAAUAUAUUUUGUUUGUUUUUCCUACCGAAUAAGGUAAUGAUUUUGUGGCUUGUUACUGUAUUGAAAUGUCAAGCCAUGCCCAUAUUUUUUUGGACAUGGUCUUAAGGUUAAUUAUCCUUUUUAGAUUUGUGUAUUUUGAUGUGGGUCAAAUUCUUAAGGUCAAACAAAUUGAAAUAGAAGAAUUAUUGCUAAUAGUUUAAUCUUAUAGAAAGUGAUGGAAAAGUAAGGAAUUAAUAGAUUUGCCAUUCAACAAAGGGUCUUUCUCAUUUGAAUCCUUAAACAAUAUGGGAUUUUAAAUUUUACAAAAUUUUAAAUAAUUGUAAAUUAGUGAAUUUAUUUAGUUUUGCAUUUCUACAAGGAAAACAAUAAAAUCUAUAGUAUUAUGGAAAACUUUAAAUUUAUAUUAUUGCUAAGUAAUCAAAUAUCUUUUUGUUUUGGUACACUAAAUAAUUGCCCUAUAAAAGUGAGAAUAGCAAUAUAAUUAGCCUACAAAUAAAAUUGUUAAAUAAUUUGGAUCUAGAAAGAUAUUCUAGUUUGCAAGUGUUAAAAAAUUUAUACUUUUGGUUCUUGUCAUAUUGAAGAUAUUUAGGUACAUUUAUACUCCUCUAAAUUUAAAGAAAAUUUAUUUGUUACUUUGUUUUGUCUCUAGAUUUAUAAGGGGAAAAAAAGAUUUAUAGGGGGAUUUGCACCAUUGAGGGGAUCAAUGGACAUGUGAGGUUUUUAUUUUGUUAUCUAAAACUAUAUCUUGUAAUUCCUUGUUUCAUUUCGACAUGUUUUUUUUAUACAUUACAUAUUUAUAUACUUUAAUUGAAAAAAUGAGUUGGAUGGUGGGAGUAAAAAAUGGUAUGAAGAAAAUGGGUGUUAAAGAGCCUAUAGCUUUGGAUGUAAGUGAAUCGAAUUAUUUGUGCCUGAGAUAAUUUCUUUUUUUUUAAUAAUACCUGAUUUAUUAAUAAAGAGUCAUAUGACAUCUACAUUAGAGAUAAAAAUUAGCAUAUACAUGACAACUUUAACUAAAAAUAAUUCAAAAUUAACAAAACUAUCAUCGUUGUGUAUGAGAUCUGACAAUUUUAAAUAUCCUCUUCCACAUUGCUGUUUGAUACAGCCUUCUAUAAGGGGGUCUUUCGAUCUAUUGUAGUCUUGAGAUAGAAUUGAAUUUGAUGUAGUUGAUAGUAAUUGCAAUUUUGGUGUCUGCUGUAUUAUCGCAUUAAUCUCUACCAACAAAUCAACUAAAGACCAAAAUUCAUAACCUCAAACUCUCACGAAGAUAGAGAUUAAAACCCAAUAUAUGAGUAGAAUCAACCCAAUAAAUGGGUAGAACAACUCUCCUGUAGGGAGAGGACAAAAAUUUAUUCUAACCAUAUUAAAAAAAAAAGCUUAAAACAGAGAAUUCAGGGGCAAAAGAUUGAUGACAGCCCCAAAUCAUAAAUUUUGGCGUUUUUGUUUAUCUCACGGCAGUGAAGUAGGGUUUUUUUUUUUUUUUUUUAAUUUUCUUGUAUGAGCCUUUUACGGAAAAUUGAAUGGCCAUGUCGUGUAACCAAAGGUCAAAUGUUAUUCGCUUUCCGCAUGAAGAUUGAAGGAAUGGCUAAUUCCACCCAAUGGAUUUCUAAAAGCAUAAGCCAUAAUUUAUUAGUAGAUUUUAAGCUUGAAGCUAUGAGUUUUUCUUUAAUAUAUGCACUUAUACCCCUUCCCUCUUCAACACUAUCACUUUUCCAUAAAUUUAAUUCUCUUACUAAGUAAUUUAAAGCAUUUUUUUCCCCUUUUUUUCCUUAGAAGUUAGAGAUGCAGAUGUGAUGGAUUUCGAUACUGAAGAAGUAGAUAGAAUUAGUGAUUUGCUUAAUGACAUACUUUGUCACAUUCUUUCGUUUAUUCCAACUAAAUAUUGUGUUGCGACCAGUGUUUUGUCAACAAGAUGGAGGUAUUUGUGGACUUUUGUUCCCGUACUCAAUUUUGAUGCUAGGCUUCAUCGAGGAUUUGCCCAGUCGUCAAUAUAAACGCAAAUUGGGGAUCAGAGACCACCUUCCAGAAUUUUGUGAACAGAGUAAUGCUUCUUAAUUAAGUUCCCAAUAUCUUAAAGUUUCGUCUCAUUUAUGAGUGUCAUCAUAGUGUUGCUACCAUUUCUACUUGGUUGUGGCCAUUUCCCAUAAUAUUCUAGAGCUUGAACUUGACUUUUAUUUGUUGUUCAAAGGGAAUUUGUGAAGUUGCCUUGGAAGCUUUUCAUGACCAGCACCCUUGUGGUAUUAAAGCUAUCUCGCAUGCCUCUCUUUGUCCCUUCUUUUGUUAGCUUACCUAAGCUUAAUGUACUUGAAAUCAGGAGAGUGAUGGGUUUAGAUGACAAUAAUAUUCGGAUCUUGCUUCCGGGUUGUCCAACUAUUGAAGAAUUGGUCAUAGAAGAAAGUACAAUGGAGAAGACAAGGGUGAUAGAUAUUUCUAUACCUACAUUGAAAAGUUUCCCUUUUAGUUACAGAUUUGUAAUUGACAUAUCGGUAGAUUGCCCCUAUGAAUUUGUCAUUAAUGCUCCAAAUCUCGACUAUGUCCAUGUCAAAGGUCAUAUAUCAGACAAUUUUGUGGCGAAGAGUUUGGUGACCUUGAUUGAUGCGCAUCUGGAUCUCCGACAUAUUGCUGUGGAUGCUGAUCACUAUAAUAUUUAUCAUCAUGUUCGUGAGCUCUUUAAGGGGAUAGCAAACAUAAAGUUACUUUCCCUAUCUAAUGACAGUGUUCAGUUGUUGUGUGUUGCCAAUGAUCUGAAUCUAUCUAGAUUUCCCAAUCUAAAUCCGCUGGCAUUAGGUCUUGGUGUUGAUAUUUGCUGGGAACGUUUAACGAAAAAAUUUAUCAAAUGCUCUCCAAUCUAGAAGUUCUUACGUUAAAUAACAAGCUAGGACUUAUCAGGGACAUAUAUGAAUUGCUCGAGUCCGCCACAACAUGUUUCGAAUUUUCUGCAAUCUCGUCUCAAGUGCAUUCUUCUUCAGGAGCUUUAUUAUAUAACUUUUUGCUAGAAAGGGUCGAAUAUAUGCUGCAGGAUGUGAAUAUUCUGAAGAAACUUACAAUUAUGUGUCAGUAUCCGUUUAUGCUCGGAAAUCCAAUUCCUCACACCUUUGAAUCAUAGUAACUUUUCAUCUGUGAAGAAUAAGUGACUUUUGCACCUUGUUUCGAGAAACUUGCAUCACAUUUCUUUCGGUCUUUCUCAUCACAACAAAUUAAUUUGUAUGAAUUGGCUCAUUGGUUGUUUGCGAUUAAUGCUCCUAGCGACGAGCAAUGCAUCUUAUUUUGUAUUCGGAUUUGAGCUUUUUAUGCUGUCAAGUUUGAUCUGUAUUCAAAUAUUUAUAUCAAAACUCUGAUGUUGCUAUCUUGUAUCAUUAAAAAAAUUAUGUGUUCAAAGGUUACUGAGGUGGUUGAUUGAGUAGUUUAUAAUCGAGUUGUGGAUACUUAUAGCUUUUGUUCUUUGUGUAUGACUUGUGCGGCAAAAUUGCUCCUCAUAUGUUCCUUUUAAUUUGCUUUAUAAUGGAAUUAGAGGUCUACAUAGUUAGAUUUUAAAAUAAAAUAAGAAGAAAAUAUACAGAUAAAAAUUUAAGUUUACCAUGUCAUUUAUAUAUCCACGUACUUUUUUCAUCUUCUU